AUGGAACUUGAGCAACCCAUGUUGAAAGACACUCGUCGUGACCCAACGACGGAUCUACUCCAUGUCAAGGUCAUGAAUAUGACAAAAGCAUGCAGUCUUCAGGUUUCAAAAUCGUUUCGGAUGCUCGAAAAUGAUGUGCCGAAUGGCCCUCCCCAAGGAAAACUAGCAUGGUUAAGGUCUCAAGUCAUCGGCAGUGACGUGGAGUUUGACACUCCUUUUGGAAAGCGUCGGCUUACCUAUGCCGACUACACUGCCUCUGGCCGAUGUCUUCAGUUCAUUGAGAAGUACAUCAUUGAGAAGGUUCUUCCAUUCUAUGGGAAUACUCAUACAAGUGACAGUUAUGUGGGGGAUCAAACUACAACAAUGGUGCAUGCGGCAAGUAAGUAUGUCAAGUCUUGCUUAGGGGGCAAAGAAGAAGAUGCACUACUGUUUGUUGGCUCAGGCACAACCGCAGCCAUUAAACGGCUUCAAGAGGUUAUGGGAAUUGCUGUUGCAUCAACUAUGAAGAACAGGGUUUUGAAUAGCCUUAGGAGUGAAGAAAGAUGGGUUGUUUUUGUUGGGCCAUAUGAACACCAUUCGAACCUCCUCUCGUGGCGCCAAAGCUUAGCAGAAGUUGUAGAGAUCGGUCUAGAUGAAAAUGGCCUAAUCGAUAUUGCAGCUUUAAGACAACACCUCGAGUCAUACCAGCACACAAAUCGCCCCAUGUUGGGUUCUUUCUCAGCAUGUAGUAAUGUCACCGGAAUUUACACUGACACGCGCUCCCUUGCUUCACUUCUUCAUCGAUAUGGUGCUUUUGCAUGUUUUGAUUUUGCUGCAAGUGGUCCUUAUGUGGAGAUUGACAUGAGAUCCGGUGAGGUAGAUGGAUAUGAUGCAAUAUUCCUUAGUCCACAUAAGUUCGUCGGGGGACCAGGUACUCCCGGAAUUCUUCUAAUGAGCAAAGUCCUUUAUCAAUUAGGAUCUUCACCGCCUUCAACAUGUGGUGGAGGAACUGUUAGCUUUGUCAAUGGAUUCAAUGAAGAGGACACACUGUAUUAUGACGAUGUGGAAGAGAGAGAAGAUGCCGGAACUCCUCCAAUUAUUCAGAAAAUAAGAACAGCAAUGGCUUUCUCGUUAAAAGAAUACAUUGGUUAUGAAGUGAUCCAAAAGCAGGAGCACUAUUUCAUAGACAGAGCGCUUGACCGGCUUUUUGCAAAUCCAAACAUUUGGGUAUUAGGAAAUAAUAGUGUAAAAAGGCAAGCUAUCUUGUCCUUUCUCGUGUUCUCCACAACAAAUUCCUCAUUUCAUGACUUAAAAAACAAGGCAAGUGAUGGAGGAAUUUCCAUUUGGAGAGAGUCUGGAAACAUGAGAGAUAAACCCCUUCAUGGCCCUUUUGUUGCAAAGCUCCUCAAUGACCUUUUUGGCAUCCAGGCUCGUGGUGGUUGUGCUUGUGCUGGACCUUACGGUCACCAUCUUCUUCAUGUCGAUGAGCCUCAUUCAAUUUCCUUCAAAUCCGCCAUCCAAAAGGGUUACCACGGAGUGAAGCCUGGAUGGACACGAAUCAACUUCGCUUACCACAUGUCAGUAGAAGAGUUCGAGUUCAUUCUUGCUGCAUUGGAAUUCAUAGCCAUGUAUGGCCAAAGGUUCCUUGUGCUCUAUGACUUCGACUGGAAAACAGGCAAUUGGACAUUCAAGAAGAAGGCAUUCAAAGAGAUUCAAGCAAUCAAACAAUGCAAACAAGAAUUCAAUAAUUUGUUGAUCAAUCGAGCUUUCCAAACCGCCAAUUCUGAAGACAAUAAUGCAAUUGCUGAUAACACUACUAUUGAGAUGAUUCACAAAUAUGUGUCUUACUUGGAAACAGCAAAAGAAGUUGCUCAUUCUCUCCCUAAGUUUCCUCCUCCUAGAAAGGUUCCGAAAGAGAUUGAUCUUGAUCUCGUGCAGUUCAGAAUUUAGCCCCGUUCAUCUCCAUUUUUUUAUUCGUUUUAUUUUUAUUUUUAUUUUUUGGCAUCUAAUCCAGCAACAAAUGCUGACAUUUACCUUGAGUUGUAUAUUGUAAUGUGGAGCUUUUGCACACUAAAGAUAAGUUAUUCUUUUUUUUGUAUCGGAAAAAUAAAUGAAUAAAAAUUUGGAAUAUCUUAUUCCUUUUUUUUCCCUUUGUUUGUUGUGUUCUUUUCUUCAUUUCUAAAUCUUUGUGGUUGUUUUCUCAGUAUUAGUCCGUUCGAGAAGAGGAAAAUGGA
Cornus florida is the source of this 2213-nucleotide messenger RNA. RefSeq lists its product as uncharacterized. The transcript has 5 exons. NCBI's taxonomy places the organism in Eukaryota, Viridiplantae, Streptophyta, Magnoliopsida, Cornales, Cornaceae. Bases 1 to 1929 code for a protein of 642 amino acids. The record is from RefSeq and is a predicted model, not a curated record.